Messenger RNA from Xylaria bambusicola, 1580 nucleotides. RefSeq lists its product as uncharacterized. Lineage: Eukaryota; Fungi; Ascomycota; Sordariomycetes; Xylariales; Xylariaceae. The coding region runs from base 684 to 1220 and encodes 178 amino acids. The transcript has a single exon. The record is from RefSeq and is a predicted model, not a curated record.
AUUUAUUCAAGUCCCAUCGGCUCAACAUAAAGCUGUCGGUUCUACUAUCACUUUGCUUUGCUUUUCUCACAAACGUAUUUAUAUCCGUCUAUCAUCUAUUCAAUCUGACCAUAUAUCCUCCUCUCGUCUAGGAACUCGUUCAUCAUUCCCUCCUUACUCCAAUACCUUAUUGUCAAAACCCAUAACCCAUCAUCAAAGACCUAGCUUCAUCAAGUUACUCAUUUGUGACCUUGCUUGCUUGUUCAUUCAUCAUAAAAAUUCGUUCUCAGCUUCAUUUGCGCCAGCAUCGAAUUUCCCGAUUAUAUAUAUAUAUAACUAUGUAAAUUACUAUUAUCAUCAUGAGAGCCAGAGAUCCACACCCGGCGGAUUUAGAAAAAGGCAUUGAGAACAUAGGUUGGUAUCUAGGUAUGCACAUAGGUAGUAAGAUACCUACAUAGAAUACUUAGAGUAAGCAAGCUCCUCGGGGGGUUUUUUAGACGGUUGUAACAAGACAACACAACCAACCAACUCACUGGCGCGGCGGCUGAAUGCAGUUAGACCCAUCUUAGCAAAGCUUAAGUAAGUCACUCGCUAAUCUACCUACAACUAUGUAAUCAACCUCACCUUCAAGAGAGACCUCGAGCGCUCACCGCCCGCUCCAAGCGUUCGUUCAAGUUUCACAAGAUCCAGACGUCCGUCUCACAAUGGCCCCUUCAGGCGCAUCUUACAACAUCGACUGGGUGUGGUCCUUCGAUUCAAACGUCCACGUGGCCACGGACCAAGCGUGGUUCACACCAGGCUCAUUCACACCCUUGACGUCCCGCAUCACCAGUAACACACACGAUAGCAGCGCUCCAUACACAGUAGAAGGCACAGGCACAGUCGAGCUCGAGGUCCGCAGAGUAAUCGGGGCCACGUCAAAGCGGGCCGUCGGCCCGAAGAAUUCCAAAGUCGUCCUGCACGACGUUCUCUACGUGCCGAGCUUCAUCUGCAACGUCAUGGGCGAUCCGGUGAGAGGGAGUGAUUACGACGUUUCCAUCGGCGCCGAGCGGUGGAUCAUGGACAAGAAGACCGGGCGGGGGAUCGGCAUACUGGACAAGAACCCCGCUGGCUUGGUCAAGGUCCUGUUGAAGGGCCAGGCGAAGGGGGAGACGGGGUUGAAAGGGGAUCAUGUGCCCCAGAGGAUCAGUGUUACUUGGUCGGAUGAGGAAAGGAAGAAGUGGCAGCAGGCCCCAACAUGAGAUGACCCGAAGCGGGCUGGAACAAACAGUUGUCUUGGAACGAGCUUAUCCACGCGCACAACACACGAGUCUCAAUAUGAAAAUAUAUAAAUAGGUAUAUAUAUAUAGUGUUCGUUCGUAUCGCGUUGCAUCGCGUCACGUUGUCCGUCUAAUUAAUAUGCCCCCCAACCUAAAAUAACAAUAAUAAUAAUAAUAAAGAAUAAACCGCUCGUUUUUCGUUGCUGAAAAGCGGGAGGGAGGGCUAACCCGUCUGAAAUCACGUAAAAAUAAAGAUAAAAAGAACACCUUUCCUCCUCGUUUCCCCCGGCCCCCCCUUUGAAACGCCUGCGAUGCCAGUUUCCCUUCUGCCUUGAAUCCAAG